This is a messenger RNA of Mercurialis annua (annual mercury), 1028 nucleotides long. RefSeq lists its product as uncharacterized. Lineage: Eukaryota; Viridiplantae; Streptophyta; Magnoliopsida; Malpighiales; Euphorbiaceae. Gene Ontology annotation, cellular component: membrane. Gene Ontology annotation, biological process: vesicle-mediated transport. The record is from RefSeq and is a predicted model, not a curated record. The coding region runs from base 201 to 737 and encodes 178 amino acids. The transcript is spliced from 6 exons.
AGAUGAAGAGUCAUUUUUGUUUGAGAGAGUCAAAUCCAUGGGGAAGUUUGAUGUUGUUUACCUUUGAAUUGCAGCAACUAAAUCAAAACAACAAAAUUUCUCAUUCAUUUGCUUGAUAGUACCACGCUACUGUUAGUUAGUGUUCACUCAAGAACACAUACAAAUCUGCAGUGCAGAUCCCUCAAAUAAAACACGCAGAAAUGGAGAAGAUGAACCAGGCAUUGGAAAAGAUGAAGAUGCUUGUAAGAAUGGAGGUUGAAGAAGAAGAAUCAGCAGCAGCAGAGGACACCAGCAGCUCCUUCUCUUUCCUUACGGAAGAUUUCAAUCGGAACUGUACCCUCUCCACCCAACAGAGGCUCUACGGUUUUGCAAUAUGCUUUGUUUCCGGCUUGGCUUGUACUCUUUUGUCAAUGUUGGUUUUUUUCCACCCUAUUAAGUUUGGGAUCACAUUCACAUUUGGAAAUUUGCUUUCACUCGGAAGCACUUCGUUUCUCAUAGGCCCAAAACGUCAAGUCACUAUGAUGCUCGAUCCUGUCCGCAUUUAUGCUACUGCCCUGUUUCUUGCAAGCAUAAUCAUUGCCUUGUUCUGUGCACUAUUCGUUCAUAGCAAGCUUUUGACUCUUUUGGCAAUUAUUCUAGAAUUUGGUGCACUAGUAUGGUAUAGCUUGAGCUACAUCCCCUUUGCAAGGUCCAUGGUUUCAAAGAUCAUGUUAGCUUGCUUUGACACUGAAUUUUAGGCUGAUAUAUACACUUGGUAGAGAGCUCUGAGAUAUGGUUGGAGAGCACUGUUAUGCAAAGACAUGCAUGCAAUUUUUCUGCGGAUGUAUUCUAGGAGGUUAGUCCACCACAGGGUACCAGUAUACAAAAUUGAGAUGUGAUUGGUUUAUGUACAAAUUACCUUGAAUUCAAAUACCCGUGAUCUUUUUGACUUUCUUGUUUUCUAGGUUGUGAUUACUAAUCUUCAUGUUUAUAGACAUGACCCUGCCCAGAACCCUAUGAAAAUGAAUUGCUAACAAAGCUCUUAAUGA